This is a messenger RNA of Xenopus laevis (African clawed frog), 10133 nucleotides long. Its product is annotated as serine-rich adhesin for platelets-like. NCBI's taxonomy places the organism in Eukaryota, Metazoa, Chordata, Amphibia, Anura, Pipidae. The transcript is spliced from 5 exons. The record is from RefSeq and is a predicted model, not a curated record. Bases 26 to 9880 code for a protein of 3284 amino acids.
AAUUGUAUAUAUUGUAAAAAGUAGUAUGAAACAGUUUGGGGAAAGCAGGAUGAUUCUUCUGCCACUAAUAUUCCUUUUGGCAGUGUCCCCUGCUGAAAGUCAAGGUUUACUUGAGAAUAUCAAAAGUAUUCUACAAAGACUGGAAAAUAUAAUUAAUGUUAUGGCUAAACUUAUAGCCACUAAGAUGUCAAACCAAGAAACAACCGUCAGACCGACUACUAGAAAGCUUUGUAUACCAACAUCUACAACUCAUUUUAAAAGUAAAAAGACACAAUCUACAAAACGUAGGACAUCCCAACAAUUUGAGGAAAGAGGCCAUUCUACACAAACCAGAAGCACAGAACAAUAUCACUCUUCUGUUAUAUUCAGUCAUCAGAAUUCCGCCAAACAAAGAGUCUCUUUUAGCACAGGAUCCAACACUCAACCAGCGUCCAUUAAUAUCAAAAUACCUAAUGAUACAAUCCAAACUCCUUCAACCAAACAUUCUGAUUAUAGACCACCAUCAGUAUCAGAAAAUAGUACAGAAAAAUAUACCUCUGCUGUGACUAUAACACAAAAGAACUCUUCUAGCACUGGUUAUAGCAGUCAUUCAACAUUCAACAGUUAUUCUACACUUUCUUCUAUUCAUAAAACCAAUCAAACAUUUUCAUUAAAAACUAUGAUAUUCCAAAGUACUGAAGAAAAUAAGCACUCAGAGCCCACCAGCAGAGCAGUAUUGCCUAAUGUUACCAUACAUGUUACUCACAUGUCAAGAACUAGUAAUAGAAACGCAGUCCCUUCUUAUGCUAAUUUGACCAUCAGCCACCUGUUGUCAAAUAGUACAGAAAGAUCUUCAAGCACCAGCACUGGCUCCAGCAGUAGGUCAGCUUCCAACAGUUACUCUCCACCUUCUGCUACUCAUGAAACCAUAAGUAAACCAAUUUUAUUAACAACUGAGGAAAAUAAGCAUUCAGAACCAACUAGCAGAUCAGAGAUGUCUUACUUUGCCAUUAAUACCACCCAUAUGACAUCAAAUAGUAAUAGAAGCACAGUCUCUUCUUAUCCUACUGUGAUCAUCAACCACAUGUCAUCAAACAAUACAGAGAGCUCUUCCAGUACUAGUUCAAGAAGCAUGCCAACUUCCAACAACCACCCUCAACUUUCUUCUAUUUAUAAAACCAUACAUCAGCCAUCUUCAUUAAAAACGACAAUGUUCAAAAGUACUGAAGAAAAUAAGCAUUCAGGACUAACUAGCAGAGCAGAACUGUCUUAUUUUACCAUGAAUACCACCCAUAUGUCAUCAAGUAGUAAAAGAAGCACAGUCCCUUCUUACCCUUCAGCGACUAUCAGUCAUCUGUUAUCAAACAAUAUAGAAACUUCUUCAAGCAUUGUUUCCAGUGACUCUCCACUUUCUGCUAUUCAUGAAACCAUAAAUCAGUCAUCUGUAUUAAAAACUGCAAUAUUCCAAAUGACUGAAGAAAAUAAGCAUUCAGAGCCAACUAGCACAGCAGAAGUGUCUUACGUUACCUUGAAUGUGACUCAUAUGUUAUCAACUAAUAACAGAAGCGAAAUCUCUUCUUAUCCUACUGUGACCAUCAGUCACAUGUCAUCAAACAAUACAGAGAGUUCUUCCAGUACUAGUUCAAGAAGCAUGUCAACUUCCAACAACCACCCUCAACAUUCUUCUAUUCAUAAAACCAUACAUCAGCCAUUUUCAUUAAAAACGACAAUGUUCAAAAGUACUGAAGAAAAUAAGCAUUCAGGACUAACUAGCAGAGCAGAACUGUCUUAUUUUACCAUGAAUACCACCCAUAUGUCAUCAAGUAGUAAAAGAAGCACAGUCCCUUCUUACCCUUCAGCGACUAUCAGUCAUCUGUUAUCAAACAAUAUAGAAACUUCUUCAAGCAUUGUUUCCAGUGACUCUCCACUUUCUGCUAUUCAUGAAACCAUAAAUCAGUCAUCUGUAUUAAAAACUGCAAUAUUCCAAAUGACUGAAGAAAAUAAGCAUUCAGAGCCAACUAGCACAGCAGAAGUGUCUUACGUUACCUUGAAUGUGACUCAUAUGUUAUCAACUAAUAACAGAAGCGAAAUCUCUUCUUAUCCUACUGUGACCAUCAGUCACAUGUCAUCAAACAAUACAGAGAGUUCUUCCAGUACUAGUUCAAGAAGCAUGCCAACUUCCAACAACCACCCUCAACUUUCUUCUAUUUAUAAAACCAUACAUCAGCCAUCUUCAUUAAAAACGACAAUGUUCAAAAGUACUGAAGAAAAUAAGCAUUCAGGACUAACUAGCAGAGCAGAACUGUCUUAUUUUACCAUGAAUACCACCCAUAUGUCAUCAAGUAGCAAAAGAAGCACAGUCCCUUCUUACCCUUCAGCGACUAUCAGUCAUCUGUUAUCAAACAAUAUAGAAACUUCUUCAAGCAUUGUUUCCAGUGACUCUCCACUUUCUGCUAUUCAUGAAACCAUAAAUCAGUCAUCUGUAUUAAAAACUGCAAUAUUCCAAAUGACUGAAGAAAAUAAGCAUUCAGAGCCAACUAGCACAGCAGAAGUGUCUUACGUUACCUUGAAUGUGACUCAUAUGUUAUCAACUAAUAACAGAAGCGAAAUCUCUUCUUAUCCUACUGUGACCAUCAGUCACAUGUCAUCAAACAAUACAGAGAGUUCUUCCAGUACUAGUUCAAGAAGCAUGUCAACUUCCAACAACCACCCUCAACAUUCUUCUAUUCAUAAAACCAUACAUCAGCCAUUUUCAUUAAAAACGACAAUGUUCAAAAGUACUGAAGAAAAUAAGCAUUCAGGACUAACUAGCAGAGCAGAACUGUCUUAUUUUACCAUGAAUACCACCCAUAUGUCAUCAAGUAGUAAAAGAAGCACAGUCCCUUCUUACCCUUCAGCGACUAUCAGUCAUCUGUUAUCAAACAAUAUAGAAACUUCUUCAAGCAUUGUUUCCAGUGACUCUCCACUUUCUGCUAUUCAUGAAACCAUAAAUCAGUCAUCUGUAUUAAAAACUGCAAUAUUCCAAAUGACUGAAGAAAAUAAGCAUUCAGAGCCAACUAGCACAGCAGAAGUGUCUUACGUUACCUUGAAUGUGACUCAUAUGUUAUCAACUAAUAACAGAAGCGAAAUCUCUUCUUAUCCUACUGUGACCAUCAGUCACAUGUCAUCAAACAAUACAGAGAGUUCUUCCAGUACUAGUUCAAGAAGCAUGUCAACUUCCAACAACCACCCUCAACAUUCUUCUAUUCAUAAAACCAUACAUCAGCCAUUUUCAUUAAAAACGACAAUGUUCAAAAGUACUGAAGAAAAUAAGCAUUCAGGACUAACUAGCAGAGCAGAACUGUCUUAUUUUACCAUGAAUACCACCCAUAUGUCAUCAAGUAGUAAAAGAAGCACAGUCCCUUCUUACCCUUCAGUGACUAUCAGUCAUCUGUUAUCAAACAAUAUAGAAACUUCUUCAAGCAUUGUUUCCAGUGACUCUCCACUUUCUGCUAUUCAUGAAACCAUAAAUCAGUCAUCUGUAUUAAAAACUGCAAUAUUCCAAAUGACUGAAGAAAAUAAGCAUUCAGAGCCAACUAGCACAGCAGAAGUGUCUUACGUUACCUUGAAUGUGACUCAUAUGUUAUCAACUAAUAACAGAAGCGAAAUUUCUUCUUAUCCUACUGUCACCAUCAGUCACAUGUCAUCAAACAAUACAGAGAGCUCUUCCAGUACUAGUUCAAGAAGCAUGCCAACUUCCAACAACCACCCCCAACAUUCUUCUAUUCAUAAAACCAUAAGUCAGCCAUCUUCAUUAACAACUACAAUGUUCAAAAGUACUGAAGAAAAUAAGCAUUCAGGACGAACUAGCAGAGCAGAACUGUCUUAUUUUACCAUGAAUACCACCCAUAUGUCAUCAAGUAGUAAUAGAAGCACAGUCCCUUCUUAUCCUUCAGCGACUAUCAGUCAUCUGUUAUCAAACAAUAUAGAAACUUCUUCAAGCAUUGGUUCCAGUAACCCGUUGUCUUCUAACAGUUACUCUCCACUUUCUGCUAUUCAUGAAACCAUAAGUCAGUCAUCUGUAUUAAAAACUGCAAUAUUCCAAAUGACUGAAGAAAAUAAGCAUUCAGAGCCAACUAGCACAGCAGAAGUGUCUUACGUUACCUUGAAUGUGACUCGUAUGUUAUCAACUAAUAACAGAAGCGAAAUUUCUUCUUAUCCUACUGUCACCAUCAGUCACAUGUCAUCAAACAAUACAGAGAGCUCUUCCAGUACUAGUUCAAGAAGCAUGCCAACUUCCAACAACCACCCUCAACAUUCUUCUAUUCAUAAAACCAUAAGUCAGCCAUCUUCAUUAACAACUACAAUGUUCAAAAGUACUGAAGAAAAUAAGCAUUCAGGACUAACUAGCAGAGCAGAACUGUCUUAUUUUACCAUGAAUACCACCCAUAUGUCAUCAAGUAGUAAUAGAAGCACAGUCCCUUCUUAUCCUUCAGUGACUAUCAGCCAUCUGUUAUCAAACAAUAUAGAAACUUCUUCAAGCAUUGGUUCCAGUAACCCGUUGUCUUCGAACAGUUACUUUCCACUUUCUGCUAUUCAUGAAACCAUAAAUCAGUCAUCUGUAUUAAAAACUGCAAUAUUCCAAAUGACUGAGGAAAACAGGCAUUCAGAGCCAACUAGCACAGCAGAAGUGUCUUACGUUACCAUGAAUGCCACUCAUGUGUCAUUAACUAGUAACAGAAGUGCAAUCACUUCUUAUCCUACUGUGACCAUCAGUCACAUAUCAUCAGACAAUACAGAGAGCUCUUACAGUACUAGUUCAAGUAGCAUAUCAACAUCCAGCAACUACUCUCAACUUUCUACUCUUCACAAAACAAUAAGUCAGCCAUUUUCAUUAAAAACAACAAUAUUCCAAAGUACUAAAGAAAAAAAUCAUUCAGAACUAACUAACAGAGCAGACACGUUUAAUUUUACCAUGAGUACUACUCAUGUGUUAUCAGUUACUAAUAGAGAUACAACCCCUUCUUAUCCUAUGGUAACCAUCAACCAUCUGUUUUCAAACAAUACUGAGAACUCUUUGAGCACUGGUUUCAGAAGUCACUCAUCUUCAAACAGUUACUCUCCAGUUUCUGCUAUUCAUAAAACCAUUGGUCAAACAUCAUCAUUAAAAACUAUGAUAUUUCAAAGCACUGAAAAAAAUAAGCAUUUAAAACCAACCAGCAUAGCAGAAAUAUCCUACUUUACCAGGAAUGCCACCCAUAUGUCAUCAACUAUUCAUAGAAAUAUGGACCCUUCUUAUUCUACUGUACCUAAAAACCACCUGUCAUCAAACAAUACAGAAAGCAUUUCCAUGAUUGGUUCAAGCAGUCAAUCCACUUCAAACAGUUACUCUCCACUUUCUGCUAUUAAUGAAACUAUAAGUCAGCCAUUUUCAUUUAAAAACAUGAUAGUCCAAAGUACUGAAGAAAAUGAACCUUCAGGGGCAACCAACAUAGCAAAAAUGUCUUACUUUACAAGAAAUGCCACUCAAUUAUCAAUAACUAAUAAUACUGACUCGUAUUAUCCUACUGUAACCAUCAGCCACCUGUUAUCGAACAGUACAGAAAGCUCCUCCAUAACUGAUUCUAUCAGUCAGUCUGCUUCCAACAGUUACUCUCCACUUUUUCCUAUACUUAACACCAGUCAGCCAGCCUCAUUAAAAACUAUUAUAUUUCAAAGCACUGAAAAAAAUAAACAUUCAGAGCCAACCAGCAUAAAAGAAAUACCAUUCUUUACCAGUAAUGACACCUAUAUGUCUUCAACUUUUAAUAUGGACCCUUCUUAUUCUACUGUAACCGUUAGCCACCUGUUAUCAAACAGUACGGAGAGUUAUUCCAGCACUGGUUUCAGUCAGCCAGCUUUCAAUAGUUACUCUCCGCUUUCUGCUAUUCAUACAACCAAGCAUCAACCAUUUUCAUUGCAAACUAUUCUAUUCCAAAGUUCUGAAGAAAAUAAGCAUUUAAAGCAAACCAGUAGAGCAGAAAUAUCUUCCUUUACCAAAAAUGCCACUCAUGUGUCAUCAUCAAUUAAUAGAAAAACAGUCUCUUCUUUUCCUGCUUUGACCAUCAGCCACCUGUUAUCGAGCAAUAUUGAGAUUUCUUCUAACGCUGGUUAUAGCAGUCAGACAACUUCCAAUGCUUACUCUCCACUUUCUGCUAUUCCUAAAACCAUAAGUCAGCCAUCUUUAUUAAAAACUGUGAUAUCUCAAAGUACAUUGGAGCAUAAGCAUUCACAGCCAACCAGCAAAGCAGAAAUGUCCUAUUUUACCAGGGACGCCAGUCAUAUGUCAUCAACUAGUAGUAGAAACGCAGUUCCCUCUUAUCCUACAGUGACAAUCAGCCAUCUGUUAUCAAACAGUACAGAGAGCCCUUCCAUUUUUGGUACUAGUCAUCAGCCAGCUUCCAACAGUUACUCUUCACUUUCUACUAUUCACAGAACCGUAAUUCAGCCAUCUUCAUUAAAAACGACAAUAUUCCAAAAUACUGAAGAAAAUACACCUUCAGAGUCAACCACCAGGGCAGAACUGUCUUACAUUACUAAGGUUGCCACUCGUAUGCCAUCAACUAAUAACCUAACCAUGGUCCCUUCAUAUUCAACUGUAACCAUCAGCCAGCUCUUAUUGAACAAUACAGAGAGCUCUGCCAGCAGUGGUUCCAGCAGUCAACCAGCUUCCAACAGUUAUCCUCCACUUUCUGCUAUUCAUAAAUCCACAAGUCAGACAUCUGUAUUACAAACUAUGAUAUUACAAAGUACUAAAGAAAAUAAGCAUUCAGAGCCAGCUAGCAGAGCAGAAAUGUCCUACUUUACCAUAAAUGCCAAUGAUACAACAUCAACUAGUAAUCGAAACGCAGUCUCCUCUAAAGAGAUCACAAAUGACCCAACAUCAACCGAAAUCACAGAAAAAUGGGACUCUGCUGUGACUGUUAUUAACCUGUUAUCAACCAAAAUAAAGAUCCUUGCAGGCACUGAUUCCAGUAACAGUGAACCUUCUGCUAUUAACACUAUAAGUCAACACACUUCAACAAACACUGUAAAACAUGUAAAUACAGAAGAAAAUAGCCAAUCAGUAACAACAGAAAAUGAAAAGGUAUUAAAAUCUACUGGAUCCAUCAGCCAGCCAUUAACUAAGCAUUCAGGGACAUCACAUUCUAUAAUCAGCCACAAUUUAUCUAAAAACACAAUUCCUACCAACAUAAAAUCCAGUAGUUAUACAACUUUUGGCAGUAACCAAGAACCUUCGUUUUCUACUGAGACCAUAAAACAACCACUUUCUCCUAAAGAUAUUACAUACAAUAGUACUGAACAAAGCAAAAACAUAGCAUCAACAAAAAACACAAAAACAUCUCACUCUUUUGUGACUAUAAGCAAUCAGUUACUAACAAACACAUGGAUCUCUUCUAGUGUCGAACCAAGUAUUGAGUCAGCUUCUAUCAGUUACAUAGAAACUUUUCCUUCCACUGACACUGUAAGACAACCACUUUCAAUCACAAGUGUGACACCACUCAGUAAAGAAGGAAAUAAGGAUUUGGCAUCAUUCAAUACCACAGAAGAAGUCUACCCCACAACAAUAAAUUCUUUUUCAUCAUUUAUGACUUCUGCUGAAACACUUCCCUCUGAGGUGAAUAAGGGAGACCAUUUAAUUACUAGUUUAAAUACCCCUUCCAAAACUGAAUCCAGUAAUCAAUCAGUUUCUACCAGUAACACUUUAAAUUCUACUAAGGCCACAAGCCAACCACCUUCAACCAAAAGUGUGACACCCCUGAUUGGAGAAGGAAGCAACCAUUCAAUACCUUUCAUUGGCUCAGAAACAACACUCCAUGCAGUAUCACUAAGUACAGAUAUUUUGUCUGCCAUUUUUCACUCAACUACCUUUAGUACUAUAAUACCUUCUGCUACAACUAAGACCAUAAUCCAAACACUUUCCACCAAUCAUGUGACAUCCCCAGAUAAAAAAGAAACCAGUCAUUUUGCACAAACUAAUAAUAAAUUGCCUCUCUUUAACACAACUAGCAGUUAUCUAUUAUCCACUAGCAUAAAUGUUGGACCUAGAAGUCAAUCAUCCUCUACCAGUAUCAUGGCACUUUCAAAUACCUUUGAGGCUACAAGCCGAUUGCCUUCAACCAAAAUUGUUUCACUGACCAAUAGAGAAGGAAAAAACUUUACAUUACCUUCCAGUGGCACUGAAAGAACACACCCUGCUGUAUCAGCCAGCCAACAUUUUUUAACCAGAACAGUUAACUCUUCUGCAAAUGGGACCAUUAUUCACUCAGUUCCAACCAGUAACACAGUACCUUUUCAUACAGUUGGGGCCAUAAACCAAACUGCUUCAGCCACAAGUGUGGCAUCUCUUGGUACAAAAGAAAGCAAACAUUCAAAAUCAACCAGUAACACAGAAACACCUAUGUUAAAGAUAACUAACAUUCACCUUUUACCCACUAUCUUAACAAUAUCUUCCAGCAGUGGACUCCCAAGCCAAUCAGCUUUCAAAAGUAACACAGCACUUAUAAAAACUAACAAGACCACAAGGCAACUAUCUGGUACAGAUACAACAAACCCUAUUGUAUCAUUUCACCAUUUAUCAUCACCAACUACAAGGGUCUUUACCACUAUUGGGACCAACACUUACUAUGAUUUGACUAGAAGCACAGUAGAUUCUCAUUCAGCCCAAAUGCCUUCAACCAAAAGUAUGUCAUCCCGGGGUGAAAAUGAAAGCAACCAUUCAACCUAUAAAACAAAACCAACUCCUUCUAAAGUGACCCUCAGCAAUAUGUUAACUGCUGGAAUAACUAACUAUUCCAUCACUGGACCAAAGAGCGAAUCAGCAUCCACCGGUAACAUCAUUUCAAAUAUUACUGAGGCCACAAGCCAACAGUCCUCAACCAAUAGUGUGACCUCACCCAGUUCAGAAGGAAGAAAUUAUUCAGAGCUAGCAAGUGAAACAGGAAAAACAUACUCUACAGUACCAAUUAACCAAGUUUUAUCAGCAAGCACAAAAAAAUCUUCUUCCAUUGCAGCCAAUACUCACUCAGUUUCUACCAAUAACAUUUUACUUUCAAAUGCGACUGGUGACAAAAACCAAACAUCCUUAACAAAAAGUAUAACAUCAUCUGGUAAAAAAGGAAACUUCCAUUCAGCAAUCACCAAUAAUACUGAAACAAAUCAAUCUAAGGUGACUUACAAUCAACUAUUUUCCAUUGGUAAUAUUAUCUCUACCAGCACUGGACCAAUAAGUCAACCUGCUUCCACCAUAAGCAUAGCACUUUUGAAUACUACUGAGGCAACCAACCAACUUCACUUAACCACAAGAGUGACAACCCCCAAUAAUGAAGGAAACAAAUAUUCAGAACCAGCCAAUACAGCAGAUAAAACAUACCCUACAGUACCAAUUAGCAAUGUUUUAUUUAUCAGCACAAGUAACUAUUCUGCCAUUGGUACCACUACUCACUCAGAUUCCACCACUAGUAUUUUACCUUCUCAAACUGUGGACAAUAACCAAAUAACUUUAACGAAAAAGGAAAACUACCAUUCAGCAACAACUGAAAACAAUAAAACAACUUACUCAGAGUAUGAAUGGAAACAACCAUUCAGAACUGACCAACAGAGCAGAAAAAACACAUCCUACCGCAUCCUACAGCACAAGCAACUCUUACACCAGUUGGACCACUACUUCCUCCACUUCCUCCAGUACCACAGUGUUGGUUCAUGUAGCGGGGACCACAACCCAACCAUCUUCAAGCAAAAGUUUGACAUCCCCAGUUCCUUCCUCAAACAUUGGACUUCCAUUCUGGGCUAUCAUCCUGAUUUGUUUAGCUGUCAUACUUGUUGUAGGUUUAUUGCUGACUGGAUGCUUUUUGAUUGCUUUUUUCAGAAGAAGAAGACAUAGACGUCACGGAAUUUAUCAUGUGACUGAAUUCUAAAUUUUAUGGACCUGCAACUAUUUGGAUUAAACUGACUUUCUCUGAAUGUAUUCAAAUUGUGUCUAUAAUUCAACGCAACAUCUGUUGCAUGAAAUACUGAUAUGUAACACAACUAUGGAGAUAAAGGACAAUUUAUGGUUGCAAAGGACUAUAACCAUCAGUAUUACUGUGUCAAUAUGUCUUCAGUUCAAUAGUAAUUUAUACAGUAUAUAUAUAUAU